Messenger RNA from Rhizoctonia solani, 471 nucleotides. RefSeq names its product Mitochondrial import receptor subunit Tom22. Bases 1 to 471 code for a protein of 156 amino acids. Gene Ontology annotation, cellular component: mitochondrial outer membrane. Gene Ontology annotation, biological process: intracellular protein transport. NCBI's taxonomy places the organism in Eukaryota, Fungi, Basidiomycota, Agaricomycetes, Cantharellales, Ceratobasidiaceae. The record is from RefSeq and is a predicted model, not a curated record. The transcript is spliced from 2 exons.
AUGGUCAAAGUCGAAGAGAUUCGCGAUAAGGACUUGCGCUCCAGCUCGCCUUAUGGUAGCUCCGAAUACAGCUCGUCAAGUGACUCUGUCGCGAGUACUUCCUCAUCCCUUAGUACUGCAUCCUCUCCCGAGAAAGAGACACUUGGUGAACGCCUCGCGGCACUUGUAGACAUUGUGCCUCCCACAACUCGCCAGUCUAUUGGUAGCAAGGUCUCAAGUGCAGCUUCGAUUGCCAAGCGCGUUGGGAAGAUCGGGGGGAAUAUCAUUUGGGUAAUCACAACCAGCGCAUUACUCGUAGGGUUGCCUCUUGCGCUUGCGCUCGAGGACGAGGCAAAGAUCGUGCAACAAGAAAAGGAAAUGCUGGCCCAGCAACAGGGCGCACAGGGUAUGCUCGCCCCAUACGGGCAACAGGGACAGCAGGGACAGCCAGGCCAAUCAUCCAGCUCUGGUCUUGUGCCUCCCGGAUUUUAG